Molecule: messenger RNA, 3459 nt
Organism: Metarhizium album ARSEF 1941
Lineage: Eukaryota; Fungi; Ascomycota; Sordariomycetes; Hypocreales; Clavicipitaceae
Product: pentatricopeptide repeat protein
Exons: 1
Coding region: 1-3459 (1152 amino acids)
Molecular function (GO): protein binding
Source: RefSeq, a predicted model, not a curated record
AUGCCCACCAUCUAUUCUUCGCUGUAUUCGAAUUUCAUCCGUCAGGGAUCUACAGUCGCGAAAUCCAUCACAACACAUGGCUACGCUCAGUCUUUCGUAGCUGCCACUCAUCCGCACGUUCUCAACUCGCAGAACCGCCCCGUCUUUGGACGCCGACAUACCAGCCGACUCGGUCUCUCCGCCCUUCAGUUUCAUUCGACUUUUCACAAGGACAGCGGAGGCGUCUCCGACCACAAAAAUGCGCACACUCAUUUGCCGUUAGACGCCUACUUUGAGGCCUUGCAGAAACACCAAGUCAAUGACGAGCUUGACAAGGAAUGGACGCAGUUUGAGUUUCCAAAACAGAUCGAAUGGAAGCCCAGCGCCGCUACUGUCCUCCAAAGCAAAGAUGCGGUCGUCGCCGCCGAGUCAGAGCCUCCUGAGGAGUCAGAAACUCGGUCUUCUAUCUCUGCCGAAGAUGAGGCUGCCCUUGCGCACAUUGACGCUGCUCUUGAGAGAGAGCUUGAAGCGCGGAGACUCUUGGAGGCUGCUGAGAAUGCGCCUGCUGUUGAACAGUCUUCUUCAAUACCUUUGUCUAGAGUCGGAACACCUGCUGGUUGGAGAUCCAAAUCUCCCGCUGUUGCUGGCACCUCGUCGCCCGAUGUCGACCGUCAGUCGCAGUCCUACGCUGAUCAUCUAUUCAAGCUCUCGCAAGCCGGGCGAUAUGCCGAGAUCCCCGCUGUGUUUGAGGCCAUGCUGGCUACCGGCGUGAAGCCAAUCGCCAGCGCAUAUAAUGCCCUGCUUGUGGCUGCCAUUCAUAUUCCCAGCAAGAAGAUCGAAAUUGUAUCCAAGGCACUCGAUGUUUACGCGGACAUGAUCCGUCGCCGAAUAUCUCCCGACGGCGAUACAUACGAUAUCCUUGUGGGACUCCUAGCUUCUCGAUCUGCCGAAGUGUCCAAGAUGAAGGUUGCCUUGGAGGACAAGCGUCAACGAUUCGGUGGCAUGGACGAGCCUGGCAAGUUCAUGCUCGCUUCUCAUGAGCUUGAACAUGCUAUCCUUUGUGAGGAUGAUAGACUCGAUCUUGCCAUGAAGCUGUUCGAUUCGUCGGUGGAUUGCGAUACUGCCAUGUACUCCUCCGAGACAUAUCACCAGUUAAUCUGUGCCUGUGCUGAAUCUGGCCGUGUCUCUGACAUGCUUAGACUAUUCGAGCACAUGGAGUCCACCAAGACGGUGCCGUUUGCUUCCACCUUCCCCACCAUGAUCAGUGCCUUCGCUGAGCGUGGCGACCUGGUCAGUGCCGUUGAGUGCUACAACGAGUAUCGUAGCCUGGCUGUUGCCCAAGACGGCGGCGAAACUACUCUACAUGAUCGUGUCGACUCUGAGGUAUAUGCGGCUGUGAUCAACGCCUAUGUCAUCUCGGACAAGAUCGAGAGGGCCAUGAAAUUUUUCGAGAAAAUUGUCAAGGAGUACGGCGUUCGUGCGAGAGAUAUCAAGGAUGCGUUGGUCAGCACUGGAUUUGUCAAGGGCUUCAUCUCUCGAGGGAUUUACCAAGAGGCCUUCCAUUGGGCUCAGUCUGUCGAAGCCGAGGCGCAGUCCCAGGACAUGAUUCGCAUUGCCACUGUCGCAGCGGACCAUGACGACAACGUAACCGCUACUGACGCGUAUGCCAAUAUCGUCGCUGAUCCGCAGGCCCUCGUCGCACCUGCAACGGCACUCUUGGCUAUGAGUAUCCGAGGUGGCGACGUCACUUCCGCUACCAAGUACUGGCAUGCGCUCAGUGACCCCGAAGUCAAGGCGACUGUUGACCUCAUUGAGCCCACUGUGAUGUACGCCGUGGCAUUGAUUGGUUCCGGACAGGUCGCUGAGGGUCUGGCUCAAUCUGAGAUGAUGUUUGGGAGAAUUCGCGCCUCGGAGGUUGAAUCGGCCAAGGAAAUUGAUGAGGGCGUCGAUUUCAUUCAUUGCUACAUGGAACGCCGUGGUCUAACCGAUCCUCGUGAGGUCGCGUCUCAAACUCACAGUGGCACUCCGUUUGUGUCGACCGCAACACCUGCUGUUGCCAGCUUUGAAGACACUUUCGACCCCUAUGCGCACAGCACGGAUUUCAAGGGGUCUGCUCUCAUUGCUGAGGACCUCGAAGGUGGCCACGGGCGCAAGGGCGUUCAAUGGAACGAAGCUUUGGGACGUUUCCGCAACAUCCGCCGUGCCGGUCGCCACCCUCGCUAUAUCACCUACGCCAAGCUGAUUUCCGCUGCUGCUCGAGAUGGCAAGAUGGACCUUUGUCACGAAAUUUUCGCCAUGGCUCGAACCGACAUACCUCUGGUGGCGCAGUACGCUGUUGUUCGAUACGGCUGGUUCUCUAUUCUCGAUGCCAUGGUCGCUGCUUGCUUAACCCUGAGGGACCGUGGCCGCGCCGAGCAGUACCACCAGGAGCUCUUGGAAAUGGGCGCGGCCCCGUCUGCAAAUACUUAUGGUCUCUACAUUACGACCUUGAAGGACUCCACCAGGACUUUCGACGAGGCUUCUGCAGCUGUCCAAAUAUUUCACAGGGCCAAGUCUGAGGGUGUUGAGCCCAGCUCUUUCCUUUAUAAUGCUUUGAUUGGCAAGUUGGGCAAGGCUCGCCGUAUCGACGAUUGCUUGUUCUAUUUUGCCGAGAUGAGGGCUUCAGGGAUCAAGCCCACUUCGGUCACGUAUGGAACCAUUGUCAACGCUUUAUGCCGUGUUAGCGACGAAAAGUUUGCUGAGGAACUGUUCGAUGAGAUGGAGGCGAUGCCCAACUACAAGGCUCGCCCUGCACCAUAUAAUGGCAUGAUGCAAUUCUUUCUUACCACUAAGCGCGACAAGACCAAAGUACUGGCGUACUACGAGCGCAUGAAAGCCAAGGGCAUAUCCCCUACUUCUCACACGUUCAAGCUCCUGAUUGAUACUCAUGCUACUUUGGAACCCGUCGACAUGGCCGCCGCUGAGAAGGUCUUGGAGACAAUUCGCGCCUCCGGCCAACCGGAACCUGUUCACUACUCGUCACUCAUCCACGCCCGCGGAUGUGUGCUGCACGAUAUGGAUGGGGCCAAGAAGCUUUUCGACUCUGUCGUUGGCGAGUCAUUGGUGCCUGUCAAUGCAAGCUUAUAUCAGGCACUCUUUGAGUCCAUGGUUGCCAACCACCAAGUUGCUGAUACCGAGCCUCUGCUUGCUCAGAUGCGAGAGAAGCAAGUUGAACUGACAUCCUACAUUGCCAACACUCUGAUUCAUGGUUGGGCUGCCCAGAAAAACAUUGGCAAGGCCCGUGACAUCUAUGACGCCGUGGUUCGUGAGAAGCGGGAGCCGAGCACUUACGAAGCUAUGACGCGGGCUUACUUGGCCGUCGAGCAGCGUGACCAGGCCCAGGCCGUGGUAUCAGAGAUGCGUACUCGUGGCUAUCCUAGCGCUGUGCAGAAUAAGGUCUUCGAACUCAUUGGUGGUGGCCGGGAGGCAUCCGCCAUGUAG